AUAAAUCGGCCAACUUGAAUACUUACUAGUGUCCUUCGGUACCUUCUCUACUGUUCAUCACAAUUAAAAUUCGUAAGUUCGUACUAUACAUUAAAAAAAAACGGAAUAUAACCAUUUGUGCAUAUACAAAUCCAUGGUUACUGCUCAAAGUUUUCCAAAAUAAAAAAGUUUUUGGAAACAUAAAAAUUAUUGCGAAAGAAACCGGGGUAAACAAAUGUAAACACAACUGCCAGCUACAUAAUGACGUUUUAACAAACACAGAGAAUGACGUAUGUCCUCUUUAAAUGUCUCCGAUAUAUCAGAUUAAAUCGCCAUUUAUAACAGAUAGUAGACUUUUAAAUAUUUGAUGUUUAAAUAGGUACUUAACAUCUACAGAACUAUUUUUGGUAGCUGUGAUUAGGCCAAGAGGUUAACACGAUAACAAAUAGACCCUCUGACUCACAGAACAUGUACUAUACUGAUUAUUUGCGUACCAUACUUAAAGGUUAAAGACUGGGAGUUUAUAAGUUAUUCUACUAUAAUAUUUGAAAACAGUCAACAGCGUAUGUCGGAUCGUAAAUAUGUUUGUAUGUAAUCAUUUGACUAAAAUAUAACUGGAAUAUUUCAUGUUAUUUUCCGAAGGGAUAAUAUAUAAACAAGACGAGAAACGAUUGCCAUAAAACAUUUACAGCGUCUUUAAAUAAAUACCAACAUCUGCUUCUCAAACAGUUUUAUACCACAGUGGGUAGUUAAUAGAUCGUUUGUUAUGUCGCUACCUGACGAUAAAAAAAUCGAGUACACAACAGAAAUUGAUGAAACAUCGACAUUGGAGGAAACACAGACAGUUGAGGAUAUGAAACAGCAACUGUGUUCAUUGUUUCAUCGGAAUUGUAGAGAAAUGUCAAAUUCGGUGAAAAGAAAACUUGUUUUACAUUUCGAUGUCAACAAAACGAUAGUUCCUGUGGAUUCUGCGACGGGUGAGACUGUAGAGGCGGCGCUAAAUAUCUACCUUUCCGGUUUGGCUUGGGGGAAGGACCGAGAAGGGGAAUGGCACUCCUCUAGACACGAGCCUUCAAGUUCUCCUCUCGAUGCCAGUGACGUCAGUUUUUACAAAUUCGAAGAGAAGCGUCUUCUGCCGCAAAUCUCGCGAGACCGUGCGGCACUUCGGUAUCACCUGACCUCGUUCACGGAUCGGCCACAGGGUACGAACUUUAAACCUUACCUAAAUACUCUUUUGGAGAUUCUCAAAUGGAAACUGCCAUACGAUGAAAAAUUGCACAAAGAAAUGACUGUACCUGGAACAAAAUCGAGUCGGUUCCAUUUUAUACUACCAGCCUUCUAUAACCUUCUUAACUAUUUGGUUAGAGAAGAGAGAAAUUUCACUGUUGUAUUCAGAACUUACGGAAGUGAUGCAAAAAGCGUUCUAAAAAGUAUUAAAUCUGCCAUAGGUUGCCAUAUGCCAUUCUGCCAUAACUUGGACGGUCUGUUAGAAGAGCUGUCGGAGGAUGUGACAGUUUUAAGAAGAGACGCAAGUUUCGGAACAUUUCGGUUCUUAUCUGAAUGUGAAGACUGUUGCGAAAACUCGAACAAGUGAAAAGUGGAAAUGUGAAAACUGACAACGAAAUUUAUUCCUAUCUCACACACUUGACUGGUAUAUCUGCUAUCAGAGACGAUUGUGAGGACUGGUAUAAGCAUAAUUUUGAUCCGCGGAGAGGAAAGCCAUUGUGGAUUGACCAGUCCGAUCCAAAUACACAUCACGUUUUCUUCGACGAUAAUCUCCGACCCGGAAAUGCCGAUAGUAUCGUAAAUCUGCGGGUACGGGAAACACCGGACUACUUCCGUGAUGUGUCGAGAGCGGAGGAAUACAAAUUCGUUAAUACAAACAUAGUUCCAGUUGUUUUUUCUGAAGCAAUAUUAGAUAAUGAUUAUUUUGUGCAGAAACUGAUUCAAUGUGAAGAAAAUUAUUCCAGGGUGCUUGAAAGUUAAUUGUUUUUAUUGCUCAAAGUUACUGCCAAAACGUCUUUUUCAACAUCGCUCUACAGUGUCUUGGAAAUGAGUAAAACAUUGGAUGAUUAAAACUCAUAAUUUUACUAACAAAUAAAACAAGAGGGUUUUUCGAAAUUCUGUUGGAGAGUUUCUAUAUAAAGUCUACAAAUAUAUUUUGUUGAAUCUGAUAUCAAAACAGGAAGUUGCAGUGAUACUUUACGUCAAUCUCGUAUAGAUUAUCAUUUUCUUAUUCAAAUUAUAUAUACCUAUAGAGUUACCUACUCAUAUUUACGUUAAUCAUUUUCUUAUUUCAUUACUUAUAUUUAUUUCUGUUCAUCUCCUGUGAAAAUAUACUUAGCCGCCAUGCAUAAAACACUGAAGUAUACGUCAUUCAGCAUUUGUUACAUGCUUUCAAGUUGUUUUUUUUUUGUUUGUUUUUUUCACUUCAUAAUAAUUAUCUUUUUGAGAUUACUUUUGUUGCAAUAGCUAUUUUUGAAUUUGAUAUUUACAUAUAUCAUUUUAUGCCAUUAUUGUGUUAUAAA
Molecule: messenger RNA, 2507 nt
Organism: Mercenaria mercenaria
Lineage: Eukaryota; Metazoa; Mollusca; Bivalvia; Venerida; Veneridae
Exons: 2
Coding region: 746-1573 (275 amino acids)
Source: RefSeq, a predicted model, not a curated record